Molecule: messenger RNA, 954 nt
Organism: Fulvia fulva
Lineage: Eukaryota; Fungi; Ascomycota; Dothideomycetes; Mycosphaerellales; Mycosphaerellaceae
Exons: 1
Coding region: 1-954 (317 amino acids)
Source: RefSeq, a predicted model, not a curated record
AUGUCGAGUCCAGCUCCUGAAGUUGGGACAGGGGUGGCUAAGAAGUGCAGGCUGUUGAUGCUGCCUGCUGAGCUUCGAGUCUUCGUCUAUGAGGAGUUGCUAGAGCACGAGGGGAAGGGUGCAAAGUCGCUAUCGCCGCAGAUUCUUCUUGCAUGCAAGCAGAUCAACCGCGAAGCCCAGCCAAUUCUCGACAACAACUUGAAGCGACUUUCAUUCAUCCGCAUCCACGCAGACGACGACGGCGUGACCAUCAAACACGGCGAAGCACCAUCAACUCAGAUCGACCGCAUCAAGCACCUCUCAGCCGCUUCCGACGCAGUACCGCCUGUCCCAACCGGACACACCCACGCCAUCAUCCACCUCCACCUCGCCGACCGAACCUUCGCAUCUCAAAUCCACACCAGCUUCCUCCUAAAUCAACACCUCUACCUCCUCGUCGCUCAGCUCAACAAUUCUAAAAUCCUCUCUCUCUCUCUCUCUCUCUCCCUCCGCAGCAGGACCAAGCAUAGCAGCGACCCCGAAGCUUACGAUUGGCGCACAAUCCUCUGGCCUCUCACACGCGUGGGCCCCAAGGUCACAGUCUCGCAUCGUCACAGUGACAUAUCGCAAGCUUCCUUCCAGCACCUCUCCUCACCCAGAGUGCAAGACGAGAUGCCUGUCACAACACUUUCGACAUUCCUGAAACUCAGGCGCAACGUCGAAGUUUUCAGCGAGAUUUCUAUGGAAGCGGGAGUGAAUUCUGAUGAGGCGAGAAGGGUCGUGGAGAGACUGUGUGGGCAGCGUUUCUUGCCUGAUUUGGAUCGGGGGCUAGUGUGUUAUCCUAUGACCGCGAAGCAGAUGGAGGAGCUUGUAGGGGAGAGGUAUCAGGAGACGAUGCGUGUUCUUGAUGGGGACUGGUUUAGGCAGGCGGUUUUGGAUUCGAUGGUGUUUCCUGGGGUGCAGCAGGCUUUUUGA